UUUCCAUAAACUAAAUAAAUCAAUAGACUUGGGUCUACAAAACUUUGAACCGGAUUCCAUCUAAUAAGCAAAAAAAUCUUGAACAUGCCGUCUCCAAAUAACGAAAUUACAAAGCAACGCUUAAACAAACUGGUUAAUCCACCAUCCACAGGAGGCAAUAUUUGUGCCAUCAUUAAGACGAAUAUGCUUCCGCAACUUACAGAAUUCUUAUUCAACGUUGUAAGUAAAGUAGCUGCAAUCUUUGAAACGGAUGAGUUGGAAAUGCGUAUCUUGGAGAGCCUAACAAAUGUGUUCGACUUAGAUUGGGGAGUUCUAGUAGGCAGCCAUCUUGAAAACCAAGUAGAAUUUAAUGGACUGUAUGUUUGGUUCUAUAUGGGCCAAGUUGAUGUAUAUAUUUGUUGGAGAUAUUAAUACGUUGAACAAUUUAAUUAGUUGGACAUUUUUUUAAUUAUUCUUAAAAUGUUUUAUUUUGUUAAAUGUUUUUUUUUUUUUUGAUGCAAAAACAAUCUUAUAAAUUUGGACAACAGAAUGGCGGCGAACAUACAUUGUGGAUGGUAUGUACAGGUGUUUAUAUUUAUAAUGUUAUGAGGGACUGGAAGUGUGUACGCGAUCUGAAAUUAAGUGACAUAUAUCAUAAAUAUAUGGUUUAAAGAUAACUUGUGGAGGUGAUAAAAUUGUAAAUAUACUAAAAUGAUGGAUGUUAAGUAAUAGGCUGACAAUUUGACAAUAUACAAUACAAUACAUUGUGGACGAUGAACUUUGCUUCUUUUCAACAUACAGGUAUUUGUAUUUAUAAUGUUAUGAGGGACUGGAAGUAUGCGUGAGAUCUAGAAUUAAGCGGAAGAUAUCUUGUAGAGAUGAUAAAAUUGUAAAUAUACUAAAAUGAUGGAUGUUAAAUGAUAGGCUAACAAUUUGACAAUAUACACUUCAAUAAUAUACAAUACAAUACAUUGGUUAUUUUAGCAUGCGGAUAAAAAUUGUAGAAUAAAGUAAAUUUCAA
Teleopsis dalmanni is the source of this 1000-nucleotide messenger RNA. RefSeq lists its product as uncharacterized. The transcript has 2 exons. NCBI's taxonomy places the organism in Eukaryota, Metazoa, Arthropoda, Insecta, Diptera, Diopsidae. The record is from RefSeq and is a predicted model, not a curated record. Bases 85 to 411 code for a protein of 108 amino acids.